AUGGAUGCACGUCUGAUUCUUGCCUUUGUGGCAUGUAUAGUCGGAGCAAAUGCUCAGGAGAUGACUGGGCAAUUUGGAAGCCCUGUUUUAGAAAAACUUCGACAAAACCUGGAAAAGGGUGCUGGCGAUUUCCCAAUACUGCAGAAUCUGUACAGAGAACUUGGGGCCGAUAGUGACACACCAAUUCUUGACAAGAUUCGAGAGACAGGCCCGUCUAGAGGAUUCCCCGUCCUCCGCCGUAUCGCACAGCAUUUUCCCGGUCUGAUCCCAACGCUUAUGGGCGCUGGUAUUCAUUGCCGCGCAGGUUCUGUCAAGUGUGGUAAGUCGAUCACCCGCCAUGUGUAUCUUGGACCUGGAGCAUUUGGCCUGCUUCCCACCCUCGAGGACAAAGCCAUGCAGAUUCGCGACAGACAGUUCGGACCAGUUGUAUGUGCACCUGGAGCCGAUGCUUGUGGCGUGAGCCUUACAUAUAACGUGCACCCAGGCAAGAUCACUAGGUCCAAUGUAGGUGUUGGUAACGACGACCGUACAUAUGUCUUCGCCAUGCAUCUUAGUGCUUUGGACACUAAAGGUAUGGACUCAAUCGAUGAUCUAUACGAUCAUUAUCAGGAAGGACAUUUCCACAAGGAAUUCAUCCUAGCAGUUUGUGCGGAGGCCGGCAAGAAGUGCAAAGGCAUCUAUGACGACUCGUUCAAUUGCUUCAAAUCUGGUGAAGGAAGUGGCCCAGUUGCCGGCGUCGGUUUAUUGGCACGUAACUAUGACGCCUGCGUCUCUUGGGCUAAAACGCCACAUCGCGAAUCGAUAGUAGGAUUCACAGAACCCCACUUCAGACUGAAGGCCCCCAAUACAGAAGGCAAAUUCUACGUAAAGGAAGGCAACCCAAGUGCGUUUGAUCCCACUGAUAUGGCCACUGCCACCAAGAUAGGUGUAAUCAACACAUUCUUUCACGGUGCAUAUAAAGGAAUUAAGCAAAACCCAAAUAUAAAGGGAACUUUACUUGCAUUGAGGCGAGACCACGUCAAAGUUGUUUCAACUAAAAGAGAACUUUGGAGGGUUAUUUUAAGAGGAGAGGUUACCGCGGGAUUUGCACCCUAUAAAUUAAUGGAUCUUAUGGAUCAUCCUGGAGUUGUAAGCAUUGGUGAUUCGAUUGACUGUGCCAUGAACGACGAUGGAACAACUGAGGUGGCCAUGAUGGUACGUAAGGAUAGCACCUUGCCCGAUUGGUGGAAUUCGGCUUUCGAACGUAUCAAGCAUAAUGGGCAAUUCUAUUCACUUUGUUCAAAAUACGAACAUGUAGCGGGAAUAUGUGCUCUAUAAGCAGUAUCGUCGAUCCAGCGGUGUUCCUUGGACACAUAAUGUGACGUCACGUCGUUUUGAUUUGCGUACUGGUAUUGUGAAUGUAAUAACUGAAUUAAUAAACAUGGGAAUAAACUGUAUGUGUGUUUUCGCUUUA
Molecule: messenger RNA, 1453 nt
Organism: Saccoglossus kowalevskii
Lineage: Eukaryota; Metazoa; Hemichordata; Enteropneusta; Harrimaniidae
Source: RefSeq, a predicted model, not a curated record